Molecule: messenger RNA, 3308 nt
Organism: Cavia porcellus (domestic guinea pig)
Lineage: Eukaryota; Metazoa; Chordata; Mammalia; Rodentia; Caviidae
Gene: Elp2
Product: elongator acetyltransferase complex subunit 2
Exons: 22
Coding region: 108-2585 (825 amino acids)
Biological process (GO): tRNA wobble uridine modification
Cellular component (GO): elongator holoenzyme complex
Molecular function (GO): protein binding
Source: RefSeq, a predicted model, not a curated record
GCCGCGGAAACGUGGACCGGCUGAGGCUUGCACCGAGGCUGUGGGAGUAGUUCCGCUCCCCGGGCGGAAGUGCGUGCUUUGGGCUCGGGUGCUGACCACCUGGCGUUAUGGUGGUGCCUAUGCUAGAGGCUACUCACGUGUUUUGCUGCCCGAAUCGGGUGCGGGGAGUCGUGAGCUGGAGCCCUGGGCCCGGAGGACUUCUAGCUUUUGGCACGUCCUGCUCGGUGGUUCUCUAUGACCCUCAGGAAAGGGUAGUUGUUACCAACCUGAAUGGUCACACUUCUCGAGUCAAUUGUGUACAAUGGAUUUGUAAACAAGAUGGCUCUCCUUCUACUGAAUUAAUUUCUGGAGGAUCUGACAAUCAAGUGAUCCACUGGGAAAUAGAGAACAAUCAGCUUUUAAAAGCCACUCAUCUCCAAGGCCAUGAAGGACCUGUUUACGCAGUGCAUGCUAUUUACCAGAGGAUAGCAUCAGACGCUGCAUUACACACACUGAUAGUCUCUGCAUCUUCAGAUUCUACAGUCCGAUUCUGGUCUAAAAAGGGUUCAGAAGUAACAUGCCUUCAGACCUUGACCUUUGGAAAUGGAUUUGCUCUGGCUCUGUCCUUAUUCUUUUUGCCAAAUACUGAUGUACCAAUAUUAGCCUGUGGUGAUGAUGAUUGCAAAAUUCACUUAUUUGUACAACAAAAUGAUCAGUUUCAGAAAGUGCUUUUUCUCUGUGGACAUGAAGAUUGGAUAAGAGGUGUGGAGUGGGCAGCCUUUGGAAGAGAUCUUUUCUUAGCAAGCUGUUCACAAGAUUGCCUGAUAAGAAUAUGGAGACUCUGUAUAAAAUCAACAUCUUCAGAAAUGCAAGAUGAUAAUAUAAGACUGAAGGAAAAUACGUUUACCAUAGAAAAUGAAGGUAGUGAAGUAACCUUUGGAGUUACUCUGGAGACUGUGUUGGCUGGUCAUGAAAACUGGGUGAAUGCUGUUCAUUGGCAGCCUUCAUUUUACAAAGAUGGUGUUCUACAGCAGCCAAUGAGAUUGUUGUCUGCCUCAAUGGAUAAAACCAUGAUUCUCUGGGCUCCAGAUGAAGAGUCAGGAGUUUGGCUAGAACAGGUUCGAGUAGGUGAAGUAGGUGGAAAUACACUGGGAUUUUAUGACUGCCAAUUCAAUGAAGAUGGCUCCAUGAUCAUCGCUCAUGCAUUUCACGGAGCACUACACCUUUGGAAGCAGAGCACAGUUAACCCAAAAGAAUGGACUCCAGAGAUUGUCAUUUCAGGACACUUUGAUGGUGUUCAAGAUCUAAUGUGGGAUCCAGAAGGAGAAUUUAUCAUCACUGUUGGUACUGAUCAGACAACUCGGCUUUUUGCUCCAUGGAAAAGAAAAGACCAAUCACAGGUGACUUGGCAUGAAAUUGCAAGGCCUCAGAUACAUGGAUAUGACUUGAAAUGUUUGACAAUGAUUAAUCGGUUUCAGUUUGUAUCUGGAGCAGACGAAAAGGUUCUUCGAGUUUUUUCUGCGCCUCGGAAUUUUGUGGAAAAUUUUUGUGCCAUUUCAGGACAGUCACUGAGUCAUGUGCUUUGUGAUCAAGAUAACGAUCUUCCCGAAGGAGCUUCUGUCCCUGCGUUGGGAUUAUCAAAUAAAGCUAUCUUUCAGGGAGACAUGGCUUCUCAGCCUUCUGAUGAGCAAGAGCUAUUCACGAAUACUGGUUUCGAGUAUCACCAGGUGCCCUUUCAACCCUCCCUGCUUACCGAACCUCCCACUGAAGAUCAUCUUCUACAGAAUACUUUGUGGCCUGAAGUUCAAAAACUAUAUGGACAUGGCUAUGAAAUAUUUUCUGUUACUUGUAACAAUUCAAAGACUCUGCUUGCUUCAGCUUGCAAGGCAGCUAAGAAAGAGCAUGCAGCUAUCAUACUUUGGAACACUGCGUCUUGGAAACAAGUGCAGAAUUUAGUUUUCCACAGUCUGACUGUCACGCAGAUGGCCUUCUCGCCUAAUGACAAGUUCUUACUAGCUGUUUCCAGAGACCGAACCUGGUCAUUGUGGAAAAGACAGGAUAUAAGCUCACCAGAGUUUGAUCCAAUUUUUAUUCUCUUUGCCUUCACCAAUAAAGUCACUUCUGUGCACAGUAGAAUUAUUUGGUCAUGUGAUUGGAGUCCUGAUGGCAAGUAUUUCUUCACUGGGAGUCGAGACAAAAAGGUGGUGGUCUGGGGUGAGUGUGACUCCAGCGAUGACUCCACUGAGCACAGCAUUGGGCCCUGCUCCUCAGUCCUAGACGUGGGCGGGGCUGUGACAGCUGUCAGUGUCUGCCGGGUGCUUAACCCUUCCCAAAGAUAUGUGGUGGCAGUUGGAUUAGAGUGUGGAAAGAUUUGCAUAUAUACCUGGAAAAAAACUGAUCAAAUUCCAGAAAUAAAUGACUGGAUCCACUGUAUAGAAACAAACCAAAGCCAAAGUCAUACACUUGCUAUCAGAAAAUUAUGCUGGAAGAAUUGCAAUGGAAAAGCUGAACAGAGUGAAGGAGAAGGUGCUGAGUGGUUACACUUUGCAAGCUGUGGUGAAGAUCACACUGUGAAGAUAUAUAGAGUUAACAGAUGUGCACUGUAACGGACUUAAUAACCAUCUGCUUUAAAUCAUUGCUUCUUAAAGUGUGUAUCAUGUAAAUACAUCAUCUUUAGCUUCAUAGUUGAGUCACUUCAUUGCUUAACUAAGAUAGCCGUAUUCUUUAUUUGGUUCCUAGACCCUUAAAAUCUGAUGAGAGCUAUACAUCCUUAUACGUACUAAAUACCCUAUUGACACAUACCCAGAACUUUGCUCUUAGUUUCAGAGAGUCUUGGACUUCCCUUUGUGUGUCUCAGAUUGAGAACAUCUGUUUUUUCAUGACCAAAGUUGCUGAUGUGUUAUUUUGGAACUUUUCACUUGCCUAUCUUGGUCUGUUUUGUGUUGCUGUAACAAAUAUCUGUGGCUGAUUAAUUUCUACACAAAAGAGCUUUGUUUAGCUUGCAGGAGCAUAGCCCAGUAUCUUUUCAGCUCUGGUGAGGACCUCCUGGCAGGUGGAAUCAUGAUGGGAACAUGUGGGGAAGGAAGAAGGUCUCAUGCUGAGAUAGGAAGUGAGAGUUUCAGGCGAGGUGUUGGACUCGCUAGUGACAACCCACUUUUAGGAGAAUACACUCAAACAAGAAAGUACUUGUGUUCCAAAAACUCUAUUCCCUCUUAAAGACUUAAUUGCGUCUAAGUCCUGUCUGUUAAAAAUUCUUCUUCUACCUCAUGAUGGCUAACAUUAAGUCUUUAUCAUUCUUUGUAAAUAAACAUACUGCACACAGUGUGGUA